Messenger RNA from Colletotrichum destructivum, 1658 nucleotides. Its product is annotated as Putative carbon-nitrogen hydrolase, nitrilase/Cyanide hydratase. The record is from RefSeq and is a predicted model, not a curated record. Gene Ontology annotation, molecular function: catalytic activity. NCBI's taxonomy places the organism in Eukaryota, Fungi, Ascomycota, Sordariomycetes, Glomerellales, Glomerellaceae. Bases 441 to 1475 code for a protein of 344 amino acids. The transcript is spliced from 4 exons.
CUUACCAACCCAGACGACGGCCGGUUCGAGGUUUUGAACUCACAAAUCACCUGCGGCUGGAUGACAUGUGUCCAUGAAGGGCUACAACGGAUUUCCUUCUAUGAGGAAGACGGUUCGUCGGGUGUCACUAUAUCUCACGACAUCGUGCAUAUCGCCGGGUGCUUAUCGAACGACAUGAGUUUCAGCAGAAGAUAAGUCUACAGCGUCGUUGGAUGAUGUACAACUCACGCUCAUUGGGGAGAGGGACAGGACACAGGCAGUCUGAUAGCCAGGGACAAGGAGCGAGUCCGACUCGGAAGUGCUGAGCGGUAGAUCAUAGGAGACUACAAACGUAUAAAGAUAGACUGGUUGCCCCGCUGCUUCGAUGAUAAACAGCCUUCUCAGCUAUCCAUAUUCAAACAACUUGUAGUACGACCUCACACAGGAUUCUACCAUAGAACAUGGCGGCUUCACCACCGACAAUCUACCUAGCGGUCAGCCAGAAGCACACGCUCUCCACUACCCCGGAAACACUCGAAGCUCUGUCUGAGCAGUGCCAGAAAGCAUCCAAGCAGGACCCGUCUCCCGAUCUGAUUCUCUUCCCCGAGGCCUACAUCGGUGGCUACCCGCGAGGAGCUACUUUCGGUGCCGCGGUGGGAGGCCGUACCCCCGAAGGCAGAGAACAGUUUCUGAACUACUUCAAGGAUGCUGCAGACCUAGGGGACACUCCCGAAGGCGCGGGGGAGAAGUGGGUGAAGAGAGAACUCGAGGGCCAAGAGGAGGGCGGUGCGGGUCGAGUCCGGAGAGGCGAUGGCACCCGAGAGUACCUUGAACGGGUGGCUAGAGAGACCGGGAUAUUUAUUGUCACGGGAAUCGUGGAGCGAGCAGGAGGCACUCUCUACUGUGCCGUUGUCUACGUCUGUCCCAAGCUGGGAGUGAUUGGCAAACGGAGAAAGGUGAUGCCAACAGGAAGUGAGCGCCUGAUCUGGGGCCAAGGUCAGCCGUCCUCACUCCGCGCCGUGACAACCAGCCUCAGGGGCGUCCCGAUCACGCUCGCAGCCGCCAUCUGCUGGGAGAACUACAUGCCGCUUCUGCGACACUCGCUCUACAGCCAGAACGUCAGCCUUUACCUGGCCCCGACGGCGGACACGCGCGACACCUGGCCGGCCCUCAUGCGAACGGUCGCCUGCGAGGGGAGGUGCUUCGUCCUGAGCGCGAACCAGUGCCUCAAGAAGCAGAGCCAGCCCGCCUGGGUCUACGGGGAGAAGUCCGAGAGCGAGGAGUUCGUGUCCACCGGCGGGUCCUGCAUCGUGUCUCCGCUGGGACAACUCCUUCAGGGGCCGUUGUGGGAGGAUGAGGACGGCAUGCUGACGGUCGGUGUCAACUUCGACGACUGCGUCAGAGGCAGGUUGGAUCUGGAUGUCGCUGGGAGCUAUUCGAGGAAUGACGCCUUCAAGCUGACUGUCACUGGGCUUGAUAUUAGCCCUCCACUGUGAGCCAUACUGGCUACUUAUCGCACUGGCUUGGGAAAAUGCUAGGAAAGUUUAGACCGAGGCACACUUUAGCAGUGGGAUGAAAGUCCAAAGAGGUCAUGAUUUGUGCGGGGAUGUCUAGGCGUUGGCUGUUCUUGUCGUUUAUGCUGUUGUCCAUAUUUAGACCCAAUGCGAUUGAGGACUGAC